GGGCAGCUGAAGCACAAGCUGAGGGCUGGUUACCUGAGGGGCUCACUUACUGCUCAACAUCCUGCAGACUGAAAGACUUUUUCUGACCACAAUGAUGAAGGGUAACAUGCUGAUCUUUGCGUCACUGUGUGGGCUGCUUUGCUGGAACCAUGUAGACUCCAUGAGGAUCCAUUUCAAGUCUUUACCAAUGGAGGUCAACCAGCGCCGUGACAACAUCAUUCUAAAGGAGGUUGACCAAAGCAGUAACAUCCCAUUGAACAUGGUUGAAGAGUCGGUUGAUGACAUGUACUUUGGCUGCAAUGAACUAAUGAUGAGAAUGGUCAAGAGCAAAUACUUUGAAGAAAAGUACGUGAACAAAACAUUUGAAAAUGCCUGGAAUGAGGCAGAAAAGUGUGCAGAAGAGAGAAUAGCCCGUCUGGAGGAUGAGGGUCUAACCAAAGAUCACCUGCGUGCCAUCUGCGUUUACACAUAUGAUGAGAUUUACUCAGUGUUCAAUAAUGCUGUCCGCAUCAAAAGGAACAACUAUAGAUCCUCAUUCCAGUUCCACUACUUACAUUUCAUGCUGACAUCUGCUGUACAGAUUCUGAAUAACAACAACUACUGCCACACUACUUAUAGACGAAACUCAGAAAGAUUUACUGGUCAAAUCAACCAUAUAAUUAGAUUUGGGUCCUUUGCCUCUAGCUCCUACAAGCCAUACCUGGUACGGUUUGGUAAUGAGACCUGCUUCAAAAUCAAGACCUGUUCAGGGGCUUUUUUGAAACAUUAUACAUUUUAUAAUUAUGAAGAUGAAGUAGAGGUGCUCAUCCCUCCUUAUGAGAUGUUCAACAUAACUGAGAUAGUUAAAGAUAAUAGUAAAAUACGAGAUAUGGGUCUAACGUCAUGCAAGGUUGUGUACGUCUUGGAGAGUGCAGGCUUUAAGAGCAAUCUGAACUGCAAAGUUGUGAACAAAUAAAAGUCCAGUAGUCACUGGGUUCUCAAAUUUUUGAGUGAGAAAUGAAACUUGAAACUAUCAGUUAACAAGUAUUUUCCUGCUCACAAUAUAUUCAGAUAUUACACUGUGCAGCUUUGACCUAAUAUUGCCCCUUUGUAUUUUAGACAGUCAUUGGUACCUUUAAUAACUGCACUGUGAAAGUACUUCAUAUUUUCUCACCUGGACGGAUGAAAAGAAUACCAACAUGUUCCAGAUCAUCUUUUGUGACCGCAAAGGAGGAAGUCGAGUUGAAGAACAUCGUCCGCGUGGUCAGGGUGUAAAAAAAAAAGGGGAAAUGAAUGUUUGAAUGUUUAAACCACUGUAUAGGUUUAUAUUUUCUUUCUUAACUUUGAAAAGCUUUGUUUUUCUGCCUUCUGAAAGCACACAUCAAUAAAAGUUUCUAAACAUCCUU
Hippoglossus stenolepis (Pacific halibut) is the source of this 1385-nucleotide messenger RNA. RefSeq names its product ecto-ADP-ribosyltransferase 5-like. The transcript is spliced from 3 exons. Gene Ontology annotation, molecular function: NAD+ poly-ADP-ribosyltransferase activity; NAD+-protein-arginine ADP-ribosyltransferase activity. NCBI's taxonomy places the organism in Eukaryota, Metazoa, Chordata, Actinopteri, Pleuronectiformes, Pleuronectidae. Bases 92 to 955 code for a protein of 287 amino acids. The record is from RefSeq and is a predicted model, not a curated record.